Messenger RNA from Labrus mixtus (cuckoo wrasse), 8079 nucleotides. RefSeq names its product IQ motif and SEC7 domain-containing protein 1-like. Bases 1569 to 4973 code for a protein of 1134 amino acids. The transcript is spliced from 14 exons. Lineage: Eukaryota; Metazoa; Chordata; Actinopteri; Labriformes; Labridae. The record is from RefSeq and is a predicted model, not a curated record. Gene Ontology annotation, biological process: actin cytoskeleton organization; regulation of ARF protein signal transduction. Gene Ontology annotation, molecular function: protein binding; guanyl-nucleotide exchange factor activity.
ACAGACAGAACAGAUCUAACAACAGAAAUUCAAUUGAUAUUCGUUAAAUAUUCACACACAUUAAAAUAUCUUCAUUAUUUGUGUGUUUGUUUUUGGACUUGCCCCUGUAUUAGUCUUCAGAAAUGUGUGUUAUCUCUCCAGUUUGUUUGUUUGUGUGUGUGAGGACGCUGACAGUGGCUGAAUAUUGAUGAGAGGCCCCUCCACACCCCUUUCCCAUGACUGUCAGGAGGACCGGGUGGCACUGCAGCAUGGCACUCCAUCUCAGGCAGAGAAAAAGAACAGCACUGUGCUUGUGUUUAAAUGCAAAGAACAAAAAAAAAAAACCCUCUGGCAAGAAAAAAGAGAGCAACUCUUUAUGGUGUCUCAGUCUUAUUAUAGCCCUCUUGAUCACUGCUGCACAUUCACACAUACUUCUAAUGAAGACACAAACUUCUUUGAUCCAUUUUUAACACACUGGCUCCCACAGAAAUGCAACUUCAUCCACAUUUAUUCUGCUAUUGCAACAUUCAUCUCUCAGGCUUACAAUUUAAUCCACUUCAUGAAUCACUCCAUUGACCAUAACUGAACAUUUGCUCAAGCAAUCUAGCAGCAAUUGUGUUUUCAGUUCCGCCUCCCUGAUCUUGAUGAGUCAAAUAAAGCAAAAAUGUCUUUCCCUUUAAGAGACGCGGAAAAAAAAAUGUGAGAGCACUCGAAGCUCAUAUUUAUUUAAACAGAGCUUGUGUGUAAACUCAUGUGGCCAUACAAGAUUGCAGCAGUACCUUCCCUUGCUGUAAAACUGACCAAUCACAGGCCACACUGCAGGGCUCCCGUUUGAAGCUUCAGUAGUACGGUAGUGUUGCCCGGCAACCAGAAUCAGCACAUUUCUGGGAGGUCCUGUGUGGAUGGCAGCAGCUGUAGGAGGGAGAGGGAGACAGAGAGGAGACGAGAGGAGAAGGAGAAGGGGACAGAGAUAGGAGGAGGAGGAGAGAGAAGGAGGGGAGAAAAGGAGGAGAGGGAUGGCAAAGGAAGGAGCCACGCUGCCUUGUCUCGUUAGAAAGUUUGGUGUUGCAGCAGAGGAGGAGAGACAACGGUAUAGAGGAGGAGGCAGAAGAGGAGACUGUUGAUGAUCCUCAGUGAGGGAGUUCGGGAGGAUUCCCCCUCUUAUUUGUGCUCCCACACAUUCCUGUACCUGUGCCUGCUGGAGCGGUGCAGAGCUCCGGCUGUAUAGCCAUGAUGUCUCAGAGGAUCCCGGGCUGACGCACUGUGUUCAGAGACCAGCACAGAGGACAGACGGACUGACCUGGAUAGGAGCUAAAGCGCACAGCUGAAGCUAUAUCAAGCUUGUUUUCGCAUGUGGAUCCUUUGGCUGUAGUACUGGGUCCAGAUCCAGCUCGUAGAGAGUUCCUUAAGGGACCGGUUAGUGAUGACUGAGGUUGUUCUGGGGCCGUUUAAAGCCACUCAGGACGGAUUCAACAUCUCUGUCUGUGUUGCUGAAAUAAGCAGGGUCCUGUGCGUUUGGUGCCAUGGUGCCUUUUGAUGUUCUCGCAUCCAACGCGGCUAUCUCACCCUGUUGACCAUCUGAAGUGAGGAUGUGGAAGUUCAAAGCGUUUUGCCUGGAUUACUGGCAUGUGCUGUGUUUGCACCCGCACAACAACUUUUAUAAAAGUGUGGAAGGGGAUGGACGGCCCAAUGACAGUGGGCCUUCCCUGGACGGUGGAGCCGGCUAUGGUCCAGGCCCGGUGACUCACGGCUCGGCCAUCAGCCCCGACCGAUUUGAGAGUCCGCUUUACAGCCACGGGGUCCAGCCUGGGCCUCAGAGACCCCGUAGGCCCAAGCUCCAGCACUCGCAGUCCAUCCUCCGGAAGCAGGCUGAAGAGGAGGCCAUCAAGCGGUCCCGCUCGCUCUCUGAGAGCUAUGAGCUCUCUGCAGACCUCCAGGACAAACAGGUGGAGAUGCUGGAGCGUAAAUAUGGUGGACGGUUCAUAACUCGGCAUGCAGCUCGCACCAUCCAGACGGCCUUCCGCCAGUAUCAGAUGAACAAAAACUUUGAACGCCUCAGGAGCUCUAUGUCUGAGAACCGUAUGUCCAGGCGAAUCGUUCUGUCCAACAUGAGGAUGCAGCUCUCGUUUGAGGGCCCUGAGAAAGUGCACAGCUCCUACUUUGAAGGGAGGCAGGUGUCCAUGACAGAGGAUGGCACCCCGCUGUCUAUGGUGCAGUCUGAAUGUGGAGAUAUAGAGGUCCACCAACAGGCCAACAUGGCGUCUCACCCAGCCCAACAGGGUGAUCUAACAGAUGCCAUCACGGAGCUGGAGGACGCCUUCUCCAGGCAGGUGAAAUCCCUGGCCGAGUCGAUAGAUGAUGCACUGAACUGUCGCAGCCUGCAGGGGGAUGAGGGUCCUGACCCAGAGGCCAUGGGCUGCUCUCAGGUGGAGAGGGAGGUGCCCUAUCAGGUGAAGUCCCACCGCAGGGCAGCUGGACGCAUGCACGAUGAAACCAUGGCGUCCUAUAGCGAUGUUACUCUAUUCAUCGAUGAGGAGGACAUGUCCCCCUCUAUGGCCCUGUCGAGGUCAGGGGACCAGCCCUCUAGCACAGAAUCAGACUUGAGGUUGCGGUCAGUCAAUUCCUCUCAGGAGUACUGGCCUAUUGACCCCAAAGAUGAGGGCCGUGACACAGACACGAGCUGCCGCAGCACUCCUUCUCUAGAGUGCCAAGAGCAGCGUCUCAGAAUGGACCAUCUUCCUUUGUUGACCAUAGAACCUCCUAGUGACAGCUCUGCAGAGCUCAGCGACCGGUCCGAGCGCAGCUCUGUCAAACGGCCGCCUGGGUAUGAACCACAUGGCCACAUUGUAACAUCAUCCCAAGCAAGCCCAAAACACAUAUCCCAUGGACCCCCGCCUAGAGCCCCUUCCCGUGAUGAUGAUGCACCUCUGCGGCACCGUCAUCGCCAGCUGGAGAGCCACUUGGCCAUCAACGGCUCUGCCAACAGACAGAGCAAGUCAGAAUCCGACUACUCUGACGGGGACAACGACAGCAUCAACAGCACAUCCAACUCCAAUGACACCAUCAACUGCAGCUCCGAGUCGUCCUCCAGAGACAGCCUACGGGAGCAGACGCUCAGCAAGCAGACGUACCACAAAGAGACUCGUAACAGCUGGGACUCGCCCAUCUUCAGCAAUGACGUUAUUCGCAAGAGGCACUACCGCAUCGGCCUGAAUCUCUUCAACAAGAAGCCAGAGAAAGGCAUCCAGUACCUGACUGAGAGGGGAUUCAUCCCUGACACACCGGUUGGCGUGGCUCACUUCCUGCUGCAGAGGAAGGGACUGAGCAGGCAGAUGAUCGGAGAAUUUCUCGGAAAUCGACAGAAACAGUUCAACAGAGACGUCUUGGACUGCGUGGUUGAUGAAAUGGACUUCCAGAGCAUGGAGCUUGACGAGGCUCUCCGGAAAUUUCAGAACCACAUCCGUGUUCAGGGUGAGGCCCAGAAGGUGGAGCGACUUAUUGAAGCCUUCAGCCAGCGCUACUGCAUCUGUAACCCCACAGUGGUGCGGCAGUUCAGGAACCCUGACACAAUCUUCAUCCUGGCGUUUGCCAUCAUCCUCCUGAACACCGACAUGUACAGCCCCAACGUCAAGCCAGAGAGGAAGAUGAAGAUGGAGGAUUUCAUCAAAAAUUUAAGAGGUGUGGAUGAUGGGGAGGAUAUUCCCAGGGAGACUCUGGUCGGCAUCUAUGAGAGGAUCCGUAAGCGCGAGCUUAAGACCAAUGAAGACCAUGUCUCACAGGUGCAGAAGGUUGAGAAGCUCAUCGUGGGGAAGAAGCCAAUUGGAUCCCUCCACCACGGCCUGGGAUGUGUUCUGUCGCUUCCUCAUCGUCGACUGGUGUGUUACUGCCGUCUGUUUGAAGUGCCCGAUCCCAACAAGCUCCAGAAGCUGGGCCUGCAUCAGCGGGAGAUCUUCCUGUUCAACGACCUCCUAGUGGUAACCAAGAUUUUCCAGAAAAAGAAGAACUCUGUGACGUACAGUUUCAGACAGUCUUUUUCACUUUACGGGAUGCAAGUCAUGCUGUUUGAAAACCAGUAUUACCCAAAUGGAAUCCGACUAACAUCAGCCAUACCAGGUGCGGACAUCAAAGUCCUCAUCAACUUUAAUGCGCCCAACCCCCAGGACCGCAAGAAGUUCACAGAUGACCUGCGAGAGUCCAUUGCCGAGGUCCAGGAAAUGGAGAAAUACAGAAUAGAGUCUGAGCUGGAGAAGCAGAAGGGUGUGGUGAGGCCCAGCAUGUCGCAGAGCUCCGGCCUGAAGAAGGAGGCUGGCAACGGGAGCAUGAACCGCGCCAGUCUGGACGACACCUACGCCAUGGGAGAGGGCCUGAAGAGGAGCGCGCUCAGUAGCUCCCUGAGAGACCUCUCAGAAGCAGGCAAGCGUGGGCGUCGCAGCAGUGCAGGAUCACUAGACAGCAAUAUGGAAGGGUCCAUCAUUAGCAGCCCACACACACGCCGAAGAGCCACCGCGCCACGUGAGGGCGUGCCCCGCGGCCACUCCUCCAUCCCUAACUCGGCGUCUACUUCCAUCCUCGGGACGCUCUUUGGCAGCAAGCGAGGCAAACCGUCAUCCCAGGGCCAUCCGUCUUUACCUACACCGGGUCACCCCACUCUAAUAUCCCACAAACCCCACCCGACCAACCUGCACCACACAGCACAGGUCGUGCACACAGUACAACAUCACGGCCACCAUUCCCAGUACUGCCAAGUCCCACAGAACCCGCCGCCUUACCACCACCACCACCAUUACCACCCUCCUCCCCACACGCACCACCACCAGCACCCGGCGUACGCCUCACACACACACCAACACAGCCACUCGCAGCACAGCCACUACAGCCAGCAUUCCCAUCACUCCUCGCACUCCCAGCAUGCCCCUCACCACCACAGUCAGCAGGCGAUUUCGGCUCCCGGCGGACCGAAACCCAAACACAGUGGCAUCAGCACCGUAGUGUGAUGCUGAGAAGAGGCGGGACUUAAUGAAGGAGGGACUUUUGCUUACACCAAAGGGACUGACCGCAUAACUCUAUGGCCUGUCCACUGUGUUUAACUGCUGCUGUGAUGGGGACGAGUCACAAGCAGCCAACUCUCUCACCUCCAGUUCCAACUUAUAUGCAGGAUGGAAAUCAGACUCAAAUCUUCCACCAGGGGCCUUUUACUAGUUCGCCUGAUCCCAGGCCAGGCCCCAUCAGGGUUUUCUGGGGAUGCAAACAGUAAAAAAGCUCUAUGUUUUCCGAACAUCGCCUGGCUGUGACGGCUGUGGAAGGAAGUGUUUCCCCACUGAGCCGCUCCCCAACCGUCUCAUCCCUCAACUACCCGUCUUACCUUCACAUAAUCAGGAGGAAAAGGCGAUGGAGACAAGAACAGAACAUGGCUGACUGUUUUCUCCGUCACGAUGAUGGCGUAAUUCCUCGUGCACAGAAGUCAGAUUUCAACUCUUUGGUUUGCAGAUCUUUCCAUCCUAUGAAUGCAAUUUGUUGUUGCCUCCUGUAGAGUUCAUGUGUAGUGAAGAACCUAGAUAUAAUCAUUUCACACUAAAUCAAAGGACAGGUAAAGAGCUGAGUCAACCCUCUCAGUCAUUGUAGUUCUAGUGCUGUAUUUACUGUAGAUGACAGCUAUAUGUGUUGUCUCCUAGCUCUCAUAAAUAAAUGUGCCAAUUAUUAAUGCAUAAUCUAUUUAGUCAAGACUUCAUGUACAGUAUAUUGUGCGUAAAGUAAUUUGUAAGAUUAUACUUACAACUAUUAUUAUCAGCAAAGAUGAAUUCUAUCAGUAUUAUACUGGCUCUGUGGAAACAGGAUGAAGAUCCGAAGGAGUGAAGCCCAUUCAGACUGGCCUUUAAUCUUUUCUAGAACUUUUUGCCUUUUGAAUAGAUCUGAAGGAGCCUCUAGGUGGCAGCUGUUGCAUAUGGGCUUCAAAAAUGUGUCAUAUCACAGCUGAGGCCCCGAAGCAGACUUUUCAUGUAAAUUCUCACAAGGUUGGUUGUUUUAAUCUCAGUUUUUGCCUCAUGUGGCUGCUAGAAGAUAGAAAGUAUACAAAUAACUCCAAAGCUACGUUCCUGCUACACAUAGACCCACAGCAUGGGUCGGACAUCUGAAUUUUUUUGCCUUUAAAAAUAUGUGACUGCUGCCCUCUUGACCCUUCAAAAUAAAAGCAGAAAUACCCAUAAAAUCUUAAUUUGCAUUAAGUUUUUUUUUUUUUAUUCAGCAUCUAGGUUUAAUGAGUGGAUAAAAUCAGUUCUUACAUAGUAAUGUUUUUUUCAUCAUUUUUUUCUUCUAUCCAAUGUGCAAUAUCUUUGUACUGAUUUUGUGCAUUCAUAACAAGAUGACCCUUCCCAAUCUGUGCGUUUUUCCAUGUUGCGUCAUUAUUUAUUAAUAUUUGUUUUUGAUCCCAUGUCAGAGUCUUUUUCUCUAUAAAUUAAUGUGCGGCUGUCCUCCUGCUCAUCCAAGAGGUACAGACUUGGAGUUCAGUGGAAUGUCUAGUGAGUGAUUUUUGCAUGUAAUGUUAUUAAUGUGAGGCUAUCCUCUGCACAUUGUAUAACAAAUCAGUGUUACCAUAGCAAGUAAAAAGUGCAAUCAUGUUCAGAAAAUGCAGACUUGUACUGAGAGUGGAAGUCUGUUCUCUUGUUGUCCAGGACGAGAUUCAGGUGAAAAAAAUUUUUUUUUUUUUUUUUUUUUUUCAUUAAGGAAUAUAUAGAUAGUUACUUACACGGUUCAUGGUGGGAAGAGGAAUGUGUGUAUAUAUUUUAAUAAAAGGAAAAUUCUUCUCUUUGGGCUGAACAGAAAUAUUUUGCUGGAUAAGCACAUAUGGAAGAGAAAACUUUCAUUUUUUUCAGGAAAUGCAAUUCUAAUAUACAAAAUGCAAACUGAACAAAAGAUCUGGGUAUAUGUAAAGAGAACUUUCUACAUUCUACAAAUAAGAAUCUAUUCUAGUGUGUAAAUUAGUGACAGUGAACUGUUUGUCCCGAUAUUCAGGUUGUAAAUGUAUUUUAACAUUCACAAAUAAAAGCAUUGCCAUAAGUCAGGCUUAUCCUCACCUCAUGUGAAUUAACAAGGGAAGCUGAGAUGACAGACAUAUCACACAGGGGACAUUAAUGAUCAGUUGAAUGUGUCUUUCCAUUGAUUUCAUAUUUUUGAUAUGAUUCUGAAAUCUUGGGAUGAUGUAAAACCGAAAGAAUUGUGUUUAUUUUUUCGUGUGUGUUGUAGUGUUUCAAACGUCUCCAGUCAUUGUUUGUGAGAAAUUACCCCAACAAUGCACUGCAUGGUUCAUCAUGUGUCCUCUUCACUGUGAGCUGACGGACAGGAAAAAAAAAAAAAAAUCAGCGUAUAGAUUUUGACUUCUCAGUUUGUUUGUUUUUUAAUUCUUCUUGAAUUUCCCUGAUGUUGUUCUUGUUGUUCCAUGUUUGACUGGUAGAUAUCGAAGCUCGGCAUGCAUUUCAUUAUCAAAGCCAUUGUGUAAAAUACAAACAUAAAGAACAUUGCACUUCUGUUGCUGAGGGCUGUCAUGGUGUAAAUAUGGGAUUAUGAUGUGCAAACUGCUCGGAAAAAAGUGAGGCUUUAUCUCUGUGAAGCUGUAAAGGGACCAAGACGGGGGUUUCAAAAGGAACUGUACAUAAUGUGUAUAUGACCAGUGCCCUAUUCUGAUACCUGCACUUCAGAUCAGGAUGUAUAUACAUCACCUCAUAGAUGGAUCAGAGGGGUGACACAUGAAACAUAUCGAUUGUCUCUGCCUCCAGUUGUCAUGAAGUGACAUUUGCUGUGGAAAUCAAACACAGACUGUUAGAAAGUUUGCUGCCAUUUUACAUCCAGCUCUCUUUUCAUACAGCCCCCACCCUACACACACGCACACAUACUGUACACAAACCUACACACAUCCUGCUGCAAGCUGUUCAGUCUGGUGUGAGACACAUUUGGAAAAAAACAAACAUGAAAAGACAAGAAUGGCCUCAUUUCUAUGUGCAUUCUGUUUGUACAGUGAGUAGUGAGUCAGUAAGACCCCAGUUAUUGUAAAACUUCAACUGUGACAAUGUUGAGAACGCAAAAUAAACAAAUAUAUGACUUAUGGUA